Messenger RNA from Eutrema salsugineum, 5133 nucleotides. RefSeq lists its product as uncharacterized. Gene Ontology annotation, molecular function: nucleic acid binding; zinc ion binding. Lineage: Eukaryota; Viridiplantae; Streptophyta; Magnoliopsida; Brassicales; Brassicaceae. Gene Ontology annotation, biological process: DNA integration. The coding region runs from base 1 to 5133 and encodes 1710 amino acids. The transcript is spliced from 8 exons. The record is from RefSeq and is a predicted model, not a curated record.
AUGCUGAAUCAAUACCUUCAUUUUCAAGUUGUUACGGCGGCUACCCUGUACAAGAGGAUCGAUGACCUCACUCACCAUGUGAAAUCGCUAGAAGAUCUGAACUCUCAAGAAAUUGCUGCCCUAAAAAGGAAGAUAGAUGCUUUAGAGGAAGAGCAGCCAAGACAGAAGUAUGAUAUCCUUCAAGGAUCCAUCGAUGCCAAGGCUGCUAAGCUAGAGAUCAAGGAGUCCAACAAAAUCGCUUCAUGGUACAGAAGAAAGACAGAUGACACCAACCUUGUUGUGAGGAAGAUCUUUGAGAAUCAUGAGAAGGAUUCUCUUGUUCAUGGUCAUCAAAAAGAAGAAGAACCAACCAAUCCAGAUGCAGGAGAUCCCUUAAUGAACACCCAGAAUAACCCUGAAGAUGUCCUGGAAGAGCAAGAAGGAGAAGCAGCUGAGCAACCUUCGGAGCUCCUUACCGCAGCCAAGCCAAUUCUCACCGCGGCCGCGAGAGUUUCACCCGUGGCCAGAUCCUUCUCAGCAGCGGAUGCAACGUUUCCACCCGCGGGAAACCACUAUCUCACUCCAAGCCUGCAUCACCGAGACCCCGAGGAACCAGAAGAGCAUGACUCUUAUAUCCCAUGCAUGAAGAUCACAGAAGAAGAACCAGAUGUCAUAGAUUUGGAGGAUGAAUCACCUAAGAGGAUUGAAAUGCCAUACAUAGAUUCAAUCAUCGAAUUCGAUGCUGCCAAGUUCUAUUGUGAUUCUUAUUAUGCAUUUGAGGCACCAGAUCAUCCACAGGAAAGACCAGUUCAAACUUUGCACAAAACACCAAUCAUGGGAGACAAUGCCGCACCUCUACCAGAAGUCAUGCAACAACUACUUGACGGUAUCAGGACUCUGAGCGACUGUCUUAAAUUGAUGGAACAACGGUUGCCACCACCAGCCCAACCCAACAACAAUGGGAACCAACCAAGGCAACAACAUGACCACGAUGGAGAAGAGACUGAUGAUGACAUGCCUAGUCUCGAAGAUGAACUUCCACCUGACCCAAAUCACCGGCGUGGCAGACGGGAUAAUCAUGGCCAAGGUCAGCAUCAGCGCCGUGAGAGAGGGAGGAGCCGAGAGAGAGAUAGAGAAGACGAGAGAUAUGGGGGCAAAGAUCUCAAGCUUACACCACCCACCUUUGCUGGAAAGGUCAAUCCCGAGGCUUACUUGGAUUGGGAGAGGAGAAUGGACCAUAUCUUCGAUUACUACCAAUAUUCUGAAGCCAAGAAGGUGUCGUUAGCCGUUGCCCAGCUAACAGACAAUGCUCUCACAUGGUGGGACCAAGAAGUCUCCAAAAGACGGAGGAUGAGACGUGGCCAGAUCACCACUUGGGAGGACAUGACAUUCCACCUAAAGAAGAGGUAUGUGCCCGUUUAUUACUUUAGAGACUUACAGAAACGUUUUCGGAAGUUGUCUCAGGGAAACAGGCCCGUAGAAGAGUACUAUGAGGAGUUUGAGACCAUCAGAUAUCGAUUGGAGCUUCAAGACUCGGAGGAGACAUUGAUGGCCCAAUUCGUUGAUGGCCUCCAAGAUAGAAUAGCGAGAAAAGUAGAGUGGCAGAGCUAUGAGCACAUGGAAGAUCUACUGCACUUUGCUAUACAAGCCGAGCAGCAUUUCAAGAAGAAAGCAGCCACUAACCGAGGAAAGUCUACUUGGACUCAACCCUUCUCUAAACCGAUGGACAAAGGCAAAUCCAUAGAAGUGGAAAGUCGGUUCAAGAAACCAGCUUCCGGGCCGUCAAAGCCAGCUCCACAUGAGCAAGGUAAGGCCCCUAAUCAAAGGUCUCGAGAUAUAACGUGCUUUAAGUGUCAGGGAAAAGGCCACUUUGCAAAAGAAUGCCCGAAUCAAAGAGUAAUGGUAUUGAGAGACAAUGGAGAGUAUGAGUCACAAGAUGAGGCCGAGCUAGAAGCCACUGACUCAGAAGAAGAGGUAACCGAUUUCCCUGAGGUUGAAGAGAUGUUGGUAAUCAGGAGAUCUCUUGGUGCUCUAAGUGACCCCGAGACACUCCAAAGAGAAAACAUCUUUCAUACAAGAUGUAGCAUUGGAAACAAGGUGAGGAUUGCGGAGCAAGUUGUUGUGCCAUUCAGCGUUGGAAAAUAUAGUGAUCAAGUCACGUGUGAUGUUGUGCCCAUGCAAGCCAGUCACCUGCUCCUUGGGAGGCCAUGGCAAUUUGACAAAGAAACUAUGCACAACGGUCGCACCAACUACUAUUCUUUCACUCACCACAACAAGAAGCACAACUUGGCCCCUAUCAUGCCAUCAGAAGUUCAUGAGAUGCAACAGGCCAUGAGCAAAGGAAGACAGCUAAGUAGAACUAAUCUAUUUGGCUCACCAAGUACAAUUCUUAAAACUCUCGAUCAUAAACAACCGGUAUUACUAAUGAUCUUUAGAGAAUGUUUGCUUUCAGGAACUGAGGAAGGUCCCGAGCUCCCACACGAGGUGGCUCAGCUAUUAGAAAAGUUCCAAGAUGUCUUUCCAAAAGAUAUACCAGCCGGCCUCCCACCUAUAAGAGGCAUUGAGCACCAGAUUGAUCUAGUACCCGGAGCACCCUUUCCUAACCAAGCCGCAUAUAGAGUUAACCCAACAGAGGCCAAAGAGCUAGAGGCUCAAGUCCAAGAUUUAAUGUCUAACGGAUACAUAAGAGAGAGCCUCAGCCCGUGUGCAGUACCCGUCUUGUUAGUGCCCAAGAAAGACGGCUCUUGGAGGAUGUGUGUGGACUGUAGGGCCAUUAACAACAUCACCAUCAAAUACAGGCACCCCAUUUUGAGACUAGACGACAUGUUGGACGAGUUAAGUGGAGCUACUAUCUUUUCAAAGGUGGAUCUAAAGAGUGGCUAUCAUCAGGUGAGAAUGAAGGAAGGAGAUGAGUGGAAAACUGCCUUCAAGACCAAGCAAGGUCUAUACGAGUGGCUUGUGAUGCCUUUUGGCCUCACAAACGCCCCAAGUACCUUCAUGAGACUCAUGAACCACGUCUUGAGAGCAUACAUCUGUAAGUUUGUAGUGGUUUACUUUGAUGAUAUUCUGAUUUACAGCCAAUGCUUAGAAGAUCAUAUUAAGCAUCUUGAACAGGGUCUUAAAGUGGAUGAGGAGAAGAUUAAAGCCAUCCAAGAAUGGCCCACACCAUCCACGGCGCUUUGUCAAGGAUUUCAGUACCAUAGCAGCCCCAUUGAUAUCGGUGAUCAAGAAGAACACUACUUUCACUUGGGGGCCGACUCAAGAAGCCGCAUUCAACAAGCUGAAGGAGAGCCUCACACAAGCACCGGUACUGGCAUAGGAGCGGUUCUAACUCAGGGAGGGAGGCCAGUAGCUUACUUCAGUGAGAAGCUAAGUGGAGCAACACUCAACUACCCAACUUAUGAUAAAGAACUCUAUGCUUUGGUGAGAUCACUAGAAACGUGGCAAUACUAUCUGCUUCCAAAGGAGUUUAUAAUUCACACAGACCACGAGACCCUUAAGCACUUAAGAGGCCAGACCACACUUAAGAAAAGGCAUGCCCGAUGGUUAGAGUUCGUAGAAACCUUUCCAUAUGUGAUUAAGUACAAGAAGGGACAAGAGAACGUCGUAGCUGAUGCACUUUCAAGGCGUUACACUCUCAUCUCUACAAUGGAAGCCAAGAUCAUGGGUUUUGAGCACAUCAAGGGUGGACAUGAAUCUGAUCCUGACUUCUCAGAGGUCUACAAAGAAACUACAAGGGCCGCAUUUGGAGUAUUUUACCAACAAGAUGGAUUUCUAUUUAAGGAAAAGCGGCUAUGCAUCCCACAAGGGUCCAUGAGGGAGUUGAUCACUAGGGAGGCUCAUGGAGGCGGGUUAAUGGGACACUUUGGCCGAGACAAGACACUGAGCGUGCUGAUGGAGCACUUUUACUGGCCACACAUGCGAAGAGACGUAGAGAAGCAUUGCACUAAAUGUAUCAUUUGCCUCCGAGCUAAGUCCAGGUUACACCCUAAUGGUUUACAUAUGCCUUUACCUAUUCCUAAUGCACCCUGGGUGGACAUUUCUAUGGACUUUGUUCUAGGGUUGCCUAAGAUACACAACAAAGACUCCAUUUUUGUAAUAGUAGACAGGUUCUCAAAGAUGGCGCACUUUAUACCAUGUAACAAGACCAAUGAUGCAACUCAAACAGCUGAUCUCUUUUUUAAAGAGGUCGUGCGUCUUCAUGGAGUGCCCAGGACCAUUGUUUCAGACCGAGACACCAAAUUCCUCAGCCAUUUUUGGAAGACAUUGUGGAAAAAGCUUGGCACCAAACUUUUAUUCUCCACCACUUGUCAUCCCCAAACGGAUGGACAAACAGAGGUAGUAAACCGUACACUCUCAACCUUAUUGAGAGCCACGGUUGGUAAGAAUCUCAGGAAUUGGUUAUCUUGUCUACCUUUCAUUGAAUUUGCUUAUAAUCGUUCCAAACACUCCGCUACUAACCAAUCUCCUUUUGAAGUUGUCUAUGGGUUCAACCCUCACACGCCUUUUGACCUUAUUACUUUGCCACCAGCCAUCUAUUCAAGCGCAGAAGGAGAAGCUAAGGCCGAUUUUGUGAAGAAGCUGCACCAAAAGGUUAAAGAGAAACUGAAAAAAAAGAACGAAAAGGACAAAGCAAGAAUUGAUAAAGGGCGCAAGGAGGUUACCUUUGAACCAGGAGAGUGGGUGUGGUUGCACAUGAGGCAAGAAAGGUUCCCACAACAAAGAAAAUCCAAGCUUGCACCAAGGGGAGAUGGGCCAUUCCGAGUUUUGGAGAAUAUCAAUGACAAUGCAUAUAAGUUGGAGCUGCCAGAUGACCCUGUUCUGAGGUCAGAACCUUCUCAAGAGGGAGGGGAUGAUGAGGGCAUAGAACCACAAGCUCCACCUAUACCAGUCGUGAGACAAGGACCAAGAACAAGAUCCAGAACUAGAGUCUUGAGAGAGGAGAUUAAUCAAGCUAUUGAAGCCUUACUUAGCAUCCACGAGCAAGAAGACUCUUUCUACCCAAGCUUUAAGGCCACGGUCCAAGAAAGAAGCCUGGAAGAGCCUAAUAAAGGAGAAGCCUAUCUCAUACAAGACGGCCCAACAGUUGAAUUACCACUUCUCCGACCCAACAAAGAAGUUUCCUUGUUCAGCAUCAGCAUCACGCCAACUUAA